AUGACCUCGCGAAUCCAGAGCUUCUACUUGUGGCUAAUGUGCUUCACUUAUAUGAGCGCAAGCAGGGUGGAGAAAGCCAUAUUUAAGUCCGGCUUCACAAAGUUGGGCUUUAACAAAUUUAUAUUCUCCAUGACACCAGGCUACAUCCGUGCUGAGGUCAGGGUAGAUGAAUACCUUGCUUCCACGAAAAUCCUCUAUUGUCUGAAAACAGUCGUCCGCCAAUUCUCAUCAGGGGCAAGACGUCAGUCAAUGAGUCGACAGCCAUCCUUCACCUACUCGGAAUGGCCUGAAGAAAAAAUGGAUGAAAUCACUGAACCAGCACCUAAAGAUUUUGACCAGGAAGAUAUUGAGGGCCAAGUCUUUUUGCAGUCUGAGGGCCAGGAACAGGUAGAGAACCAGGUUCAGGCCCUUGAGAGCUCCACAGAUUCAGCAUCAGAGUCAGUGGAUCAGUCAACACUUGCCGUUAAACCAGUGGGACUUCAGGAGAGGAGAGGCUCUAAUGUAUCCCUGACCCUGGAUAUGUGUACACCAGGAAGUGAAGAAGCUGAUGGGCAGGUGCUGUCACCCAGGGAGCAGUCAGCAUGGGAAUACUUGCAAACAGCAUCUAACCUACUCACUUCACAGAUACUGCAUGAACGGGCCAUGGAUUCCUUUUCACUCCAGAGAGAAUUCCUUGAAAUACCGAUGAAUUUUGUUGAUCCAAAGGAAUUUGAUAUUCCAGGCUUUGGACUGAAGAAUCGUUAUAAGACAAUCCUCCCAAAUCCUCACAGCAGAGUGUGCCUUACCAUUAACAAACCAGAAGACCCACUUAGUUCAUACAUUAAUGCUAACUACAUUAGGGGCUAUGGAGGGGAGGAAAAAGUAUACAUUGCUACUCAGGGACCAACUGCGAACACAGUGUCGGAUUUUUGGACAAUGAUUUGGCAGGAGCGGUCAACCAUUGUUGUCAUGAUCACAAACCUGGAGGAAAGGAAUGAGAAAUGUACAGUGUAUUGGCCUGAGGAUCAAGCCAAUUACCAAGGAAUCGAAGUGAUUGUAAACAAUGUUCUACAUGCAGAUGACUACAGUUUGAGAAACAUUACCCUGAAGGAUGGCUCAGAGGAACGACAAUUAAAGCACUACUGGUACACAUCAUGGCCUGAUCAGAAGACACCAGAUAAUGCUCGCCCACUUUUACAGCUGGUCCAGGAGGUGGAAGAGGCCAGACAGCAAGCUAAGAAGGACAAUAGUGGACCAGUGAUAGUCCACUGCAGUGCCGGCAUUGGAAGGACAGGCUGUUUCAUUGCCACCAGCAUCUGUUACAGAGAACUGAAGUAUGCUGGUGUAGUUGACAUACUGAGGACAACCUGUCAGCUAAGGAUGGAUAGGGGAGGAAUGAUCCAGACAUGUGAGCAGUACCAAUUUGUGCACCAUGCCCUGAGUCUGUGUGAGAGACAGCUAUCCCAACAAACAGAGGAAUGAGUGGCAGCCUGCCAACCAACCAGCCGUGGACCAAAGUGACACAAAAAAAAUUCUUGAUCCUUUACCAAUAUUUUUCAUGUGUGUGUGUGUAUGUGGUUUACAACCAGAAUUUUUCAUUGUCACUUCCUUUUCAUGAAAUGAAAGCCUUUUCAUUUUUAAAGAACAACUUUUCUAUUGAUGCGAUUGUGCAGAAGUUAAACAAUCGUUUAUAUUGUUAAAUGUGUUUACCUGUGCUUAUGCCUGAACAGAUAUCUGUCACUUUUCAUAGGAACUGCAGGUAAUUCACUUGGGUUUCUAAAGCAACACUUGGCAUUGCCGAGAUCAGUGAUGUUCUCCCUUCACGUGAGAUAUUCAGCUAGAUGCUGAAUUCCCAUUACACUGUCUGAAGAUCAGGGAGUUCUCCCAUCUAAUGUUUCCCCCACAAACACCACCAAAAACAAUUAACUGCAUUUUCAACUCAUAGGUCUUUAUGGAGAAUUGCUGUGUAUGUUUGGACAAUUUCUGAGAAUCAGGAUAAGGCACUAUGUAAGUGUAAGUUCCUUCCUUUCUUUCUUUUAGCACCACUUACUAUGGUAAAACAGCCUGAAAUC
This is a messenger RNA of Carcharodon carcharias (great white shark), 2051 nucleotides long. RefSeq names its product protein tyrosine phosphatase non-receptor type 5 (gene ptpn5). Bases 1 to 1461 code for a protein of 486 amino acids. NCBI's taxonomy places the organism in Eukaryota, Metazoa, Chordata, Chondrichthyes, Lamniformes, Lamnidae. The record is from RefSeq and is a predicted model, not a curated record. The transcript is spliced from 11 exons. Gene Ontology annotation, molecular function: protein tyrosine phosphatase activity. Gene Ontology annotation, biological process: protein dephosphorylation.